Messenger RNA from Penicillium crustosum, 2112 nucleotides. RefSeq names its product putative glutamine rich protein. The coding region runs from base 1 to 2112 and encodes 703 amino acids. NCBI's taxonomy places the organism in Eukaryota, Fungi, Ascomycota, Eurotiomycetes, Eurotiales, Aspergillaceae. The transcript has 2 exons. The record is from RefSeq and is a predicted model, not a curated record.
AUGACUGAACAACGUGAUACCCGGCAAGUCACCCUUGGACCAUAUGAAGGCAUACUCCCUACUCCCCAGGAGCCGAAUUCCGAAGGGGAGUUCCACCCAGGAGCGGGCGGAGACGAAGAGGAAGAGGAAGCUACUGGCGCAAAUGAACUCACGCUUCCACAACGUAAAGCGAUAGUGAAAGCAAUUAUAGACGCCCCGAAUGAGCCCUCUGCUAUUAGACGCGCAUGGGAGACAAGCCUUCCGCAAAGCUUGGAGAUCAACUACAAACAACUGAAAUUUAUUCUUCAUCCUGACAAGUUUCAAGAAACCCUGGAUAAGAAUCAGGCACAAGCAGCAUUUCAAAGAGUUCAAUGGGCCGAGGGCCAGGUUUCGCGACGCUUUCCAGGCGAGGUUGACAGAAGUCAAAACUUCUUCCAGGGAGGCCCAUCGGCGACAGAGCAUGUGGAAGACGCCCUUUCCGAUUAUCAUAAAAACUCCCACCAGGAAGCAACAAACUUGCUGAAAGAUCUCUAUAUUGGAAUUCAAAAUUAUCCGAAUUCCAACACUGCUGCACAAGACACCUAUGCUGCAACAGGCUGUCCGGGCGAUGUCAAAUUACCCGCCAUAGCUCUUGAUGAAAUUAACGAGUGGAUUAAAAAAGAAAAUGUCAGCAGAAACAAAGACCCGGAACUUGGAAUUAUCCGCUACCAACAGAUGCUUGGAUUAUGGAGGGCAUCAAUUGCACAGCCGGCAAUAAAGCAUUUGCAGACAGAAGCACUUAUUUCCUUUUGUCAACAGUUUGGUUAUCCAGAGGGAUGGGCCAAAAUUGGAAUGGCUUCAAGGCCCGCACAAGCACAAGCGCAGCCUACCCAAGCGGAGUCCACUCAAGCGCAGUCCGCCCAAGCGCAGUCCACCCAAAUAUUAAGUCAAGGACAGCCAACUAGUGUAAUUGGUUCUCAAUAUGCUGGGGGUCGAGCCCUAGGCGAUGCAAACCUCGCACAAACGUCCAGCCAAGGACAAGGAAUGGGUAUGGUUGGUCCUCAGCUGAAUCAUAGAUAUGCUGGGGGUCGCGUACGAACAAUUGCAUUGAUACCUCGACAGAUCACACGUUCAAUCAAUCCAGGUUAUACAUCAACAGGAGAGAGGAUUCUAAUGAUUCAGCUCCUCGGGCCAAUGUCCGGUGCAAGAUUUGUGGUUGAGGAUGCCAGCGGAAAGGUACGUCUGGUAUCAAGUGCAUCUGCUGGUGGAAAGCUGGUCCUUGAAGGCGCUACGGCAACCGGAGUUCCUUAUACCACUAGUAAAGAGCAGGAUAUACUCAAUAUACGGGAAGCAAUGAGGGCUCAAUUUGGAAUAACAUACGGGCUAAAAUGGGUAGCUGUUGGAGAGGUGGAUGUCAACCGCAGAAGGUCCCCAUAUGUCAUCGUCGGCUUUUAUUUCGGGCGUCUCGAUGAAACUUCACCCCAACAAGAGUUUGGCGUCUCACGUUCAGCCCUUAAGAGAAUUCUUACCCCAACGGAAGCGGACAGAUUGAUAUCGGAAGCAAUAACUUACGAUCCUAAUUUGGCUUUGCAAGAUGCCAUUUCAUCCAUGACUUGCCUGGCUUUAAGGUCUGGACCUGUUUCUGGAGGUGUUUUCGACAUGCCUCAACCACUGCUCUUGCAACAAUCAGCACCUCAAUAUCAACGUGACCCAUUAAGCGGACAGAGUUCACACCAACAGCAACAAUUAACACAACCAUCUUAUAUCCAGUCAAUGUCAUCACAGAUGCAACAGCCAGGUAGAAAUCAUCUGGCCGCACAUCAGCAAUCCAUGCCACCACAGUUGAUGCAACAGCCUGGUAUGAAUCAUCUGGCCGCGCAACAGCAGUCAAUGUCACCACAGUUGAUGCAACAGCCAGGUAUAAAUCAUCUGGCCGCGCAACAGCAGUCAAUGUCACCACAGUUGAUGCAACAGCCAGGUAUAAAUCAUCUGGCCGCGCAACAGCAGUCAAUGUCACCACAGUUGAUGCAACAGCCAGGUAUAAAUCAUCUGGCCGCACAUCAGCAAUCCAUGCCACCACAGUUGAUGCAACAGCCUGGUAUGAAUCAUCUGGCCGCGCAACAGCAGUCAAUGUCACCACAGUUGAUGCAAUAG